Molecule: messenger RNA, 1213 nt
Organism: Puccinia graminis f. sp. tritici CRL 75-36-700-3
Lineage: Eukaryota; Fungi; Basidiomycota; Pucciniomycetes; Pucciniales; Pucciniaceae
Exons: 4
Coding region: 124-1032 (302 amino acids)
Biological process (GO): phospholipid transport
Cellular component (GO): mitochondrial intermembrane space
Molecular function (GO): phosphatidic acid transfer activity
Source: RefSeq, a predicted model, not a curated record
UUGAAGAUUGUAUAUAGUCGAUAUCAGUAUCCACACCAUUCCUCACGAGUCACGAGAUCAUCUUCGUUCUGGCAAUCCAUUCGAGCGAAUUGUAGCAGUAAAGCCCGCCCUUCAAUAUGAACGAUGGUGCUUUCACAUCUUGAUGAACUAGUAAUUCCUCAUCCUUUUCGGUUUGUUUGUCAAGCGUUCACGCUACGUUACCCGAACCCAUUCGCCCCUCAUGUGAUCACGGCCGAUACCCUUGAGCGUAGCUGGGAUGCCGAAUCGGGUACCUUGCGUUCCACACGUCUCGUCUUGAAACGGGGUACUCUUCCGUCAUGGGCUCCCAGAGGAAUCGUCGAGAAGUCCGAAACUUGGGUUCUGGAAGAGUCAACGAUCAACAUCUUGGACGGGACGAUGACGUUAUCCAAUCGAAACCUGGACCAUCGCCGUGUGAUGGAAGUCAUUGAAAGGAUCACUCUACGAGCCCUAGGUGAGGUAACCGAAGCUACGUCGUCCGUAAAAGUUACAUCCUCCUGGGGAUUUUAUGCGAUUCGGAAGAGGAUUGAGCAAUAUGGAAUUAGUCGAUUUCAACGCCAGUCAAGAAAUUCGAGACAUGGCCUUGAAUUGAUAAUCAAACUGCUACGACCGUCCUCGCCGCUUCGAGAGCCUCUUCUCAAUGCCGAACGAAUCAACUACCCGCCUUCGCUAGCGCCAACGUCACCUCUGAAAAGCCGUCUCCGGGAACUUCGACUGCGAGCCAAGGAGAAACAACGACUGAUUAGCGAGAUGCUUCGGCCGGCAAACAAAAAAGAAUCAAGCCCAUCAGAACACGAGUCCGAUGAGGAUGAGGAUCACGAAGAUGACUCACUCACAGCUGCCGAAGAAGCUGAAUUGGACCAGUUAGAGAGUGAAUUUAGCGCAGAUCCAUCGUCCUCCAAACUUGCUUCACCCCUCUCCAAUACCUCACCACAGAAACGACGUUGGUUUUGGUGGUGGAGAUGGCACCUCAGUUCGGACUCAGCUCCUGAGGAUAAAAGCUCUAAGGCAUAGUCUGACUCGUCUCCUCGAGAGGAAUACCACUAAUCUGGGAUUGGAACAUAUGCUAUAACCUCAAUUCAUUCUUCUUUUGUUUAUAGCUAUCUAUCUUUCUUCUACCUAAUUAUUGGAUGCCAAUGAUAACUCUUACAAAUAAAUCAAACUUGUGAUCUGCUCACUGUGGAGCUUAUAUUGU